Messenger RNA from Orbilia oligospora ATCC 24927, 1443 nucleotides. RefSeq lists its product as uncharacterized. The record is from RefSeq and is a predicted model, not a curated record. NCBI's taxonomy places the organism in Eukaryota, Fungi, Ascomycota, Orbiliomycetes, Orbiliales, Orbiliaceae. Gene Ontology annotation, biological process: carbohydrate metabolic process. Gene Ontology annotation, molecular function: beta-glucosidase activity. The coding region runs from base 1 to 1443 and encodes 480 amino acids. The transcript is spliced from 4 exons.
AUGUCUUUGCCAUCUGAUUUCCUUUGGGGGUUUGCGACUGCCGCUUACCAGAUUGAAGGCGGUUUCGAUCAGGAUGGCCGUGGCCCAUCCAUUUGGGAUACCUUCUCGAAGACUCCAGGAAAGGUCGCUGAUGGAAAGACUGGAGAUGUCGCUUGCGACUCCUACAACAAUAUCGAUCAAGAUAUUGCCCUCCUCAAGAACCUCGGUGCCAAGGUGUACCGUUUCUCCAUCUCCUGGCCCCGUGUUAUCCCACUUGGUGGCCGAGAUGACCCUGUAAAUGAAGCUGGUAUUGCGCACUACCAAAAGUUCGUCCAGAGGCUCCAGGAAGCUGGAAUCGCUCCCAUGGUCACUCUCUACCACUGGGAUCUUCCAGAUAACCUCGACAAGAAGUACGGCGGUCUCCUCAACAAAGAAGAAUUCAGCUUGGACUUCGAAAGAUAUGCCAGAGUUAUGUUCGAGGCCCUCCCAACCGUCAAGCACUGGAUCACAUUCAACGAGCCAUGGUGCAGCGCUGUUCUCGGUUACAAUGUCGGCCUCCACGCCCCUGGAAGGACAAGCAACCGUGACGUCUCCGCCGAAGGUGACUCUUCCACUGAGUGCUGGACCGUUGGUCACAGCUUGCUCGUCGCCCACGGAAAGGCCGUCAAGGUCUACCGUGACGAGUUCAAGCCAAAGAACGGUGGUGAGAUCGGUAUCACAUUGAAUGGUGAUUGGGCCGAGCCAUGGGACCCAGAAGACCCAGCUGAUGUUGAGGCUUGUGACCGCAAGAUCGAAUUCGCCAUCUCUUGGUUCGCCGACCCAGUCUACUUCGGCCACUACCCUGAGUCGAUGAGGAAGCAGCUCGGAGAUCGUCUCCCAGAAUUCACACCAGAAGAAGUUGAACUCAUCAAGGGUUCCAACGAUUUCUACGGAAUGAACCACUACACUGCCAACUACAUCAAGCACAAGGAGGGCGAACCUGAGCCAGCUGACUUCCUUGGAAACCUCGAAACCGGUUUCUACAGCAAGGCCGGAGAAAACAUUGGACCAGAGACCCAGAGUGUCUGGCUGAGACCCAGCCCAAUUGGUUUCAGAAAGUUGCUCGUUUGGUUGAGCAAGCGAUACAACUUCCCCAAGAUCUAUGUCACCGAAAACGGUACUUCCGAAGCUAAGAGAGGCGACGGUGAGGCCGAACCACCAUUCCCAGAGAUCCUCGAGGACGACUUCCGAUGCGAAUACUUCCGAGGUUACAUCAACGCUAUGAAGGACGCCGUUGUUGAGGAUGGUGUCAAUGUCCGCAUCUACACCGCUUGGUCUUUGAUGGAUAACUUCGAGUGGGCUGAGGGCUAUGUCACCCGCUUCGGUGUCACCUAUGUCGACUACGACGGUGGUCAGAAGAGACACCCAAAGAAGAGUGCUCGCGUUAUUGGCGACCUUUUCACAUCGUUGAUCAAGACCGCUUAA